This is a messenger RNA of Paraglomus occultum, 1605 nucleotides long. Lineage: Eukaryota; Fungi; Glomeromycota; Glomeromycetes; Paraglomerales; Paraglomeraceae. The record is from the annotation of a GenBank genome assembly.
AUGACAGUUACGAUUAAAGCUGUAUCCGAUCAGUUCGAAGAAGCUCUAAUGGAUUCUUGGCUUGGACAUUAUCUGCGUGAGACACUAUCUCUUGACCUUGAUGAUACGAUCAUCGAAUAUUAUGCAGGUUUUCUUGGUGAUAAAGAAAUAUCUGAUGAAGAAAAGACAGAUAUAUUAUGUGCCGCUUUCCGUGAUAGUAACAGCCGUGCACUCUCGUCAGAAGCAGCAAUUGAGCGUGCAGUUCAGGAAAUAUUAACUAAUUAUCGUGAUCCUGACCAUGGCACGUCUACAGACACUGCUACGUCAAGUUCAAAGUCGACGACAACGUCAACGACUACCACAUCAACGCUCACAUCAGCGACAACCUCAGCGACAACCUCAGCGACAUCAACGACUACAUUCCAGUUUAACCCAUUUGCAAAGGACUUUGUCCCCAAUGCGGCGACAACCAUAAAUUAUCAGGACGACGACAGCAAAGCCGAACAAGAGAAACAAGGAGAUUAUAGUGACGAGGAUUUCAUACCAGAUGACCAAUGGAUUGAGCAAACACUUGAAGAUGAAGAGAAUCUAUUAUGUGAUGAUAGAACACCUAUGAUGCUAUUAAUGCAGGUAUUCUCGGAUGUUGAGUAUGAGGAACUGCUGAAAACUUUUGAACAAGAGAAUUACAAUCUGGAAAAUACUAUUGUUAAGGCAGCUGUUUUCGAAAAGACUGUUGGUAUUCCCAUGAUCUUGACAACCGCGUAUGCAAGUUUUGGCGACAGUUGCCUGUUUCUCCACACUGUCAACACAUCACAGAUUCAGAAUGUGCUACAAAAUACCACCACAGCCGGACCGGUAACCACCACCCUGGACGCAUCAGAUAAUGAGCUGUUUCCGUCUCUCGAUCAACUCAACUUGACGCCUACGCAGAAAAACAACAGUACCGUGUUGGACGCUACCUCGUCACGGAUUCCAGACUCGCCCUCUCGUGCUAUAUUCGUACGCCCCCCUUCUCCCACAGCCUCCAAGGCCAACAGUUCAUCUAAUUUUGCUCUUAUUGCAAAGCAUGGCAGUCUGGUGGAAGCGUUUCCUUGGAUUGAUGAGAAGACGAUAUCUUCAUAUUUACGCUUUUACAACAACGACGCCGAUGCUGUUUCUGCAAUACUAAAGAAGACAUACCCUAGGCCACCGGACUUUGUAUCAAAGGACACGUUAUACGAAGCCGCCACAAAGGCUUACAAGGCGAAUCGAGGAGAUUUGGCAAAGAAAUAUUCGCUUGAAGCACAAAAGUAUAACGAGUUAAUGCGGGAACUACAUCGCGAGGCAUCUCGGAAAAUAUUCGAAGCGCGUAACAGUAGUUACUAUGGCAAAGAACCAUUUAUAGAUUUACAUGGCCAGCAUGUGGACGAGGCAAUUUCUUACCUCAAGGAAUCUAUCGAUACUCUCAAGAAAGAGAAUUACAAUGGGAGCGUUAUCUACAUAGUUACUGGUACAGGGCAUCAUUCUCAAGAUAGACCCAAGAUAGGUCCUGCGGUCAAAUCUUGGCUCGAUGAGCAUGAAUAUGAAUAUUGUGAAUGUUCUAUCGAUAAGCGUUAUGGAGGAAUGAUUGCUGUUAAUUUCCGAUGA